This is a messenger RNA of Neurospora tetraspora, 754 nucleotides long. RefSeq lists its product as uncharacterized. Gene Ontology annotation, cellular component: mitochondrion; mitochondrial intermembrane space. The record is from RefSeq and is a predicted model, not a curated record. Gene Ontology annotation, biological process: mitochondrial respiratory chain complex II assembly; succinate metabolic process. Bases 233 to 673 code for a protein of 146 amino acids. NCBI's taxonomy places the organism in Eukaryota, Fungi, Ascomycota, Sordariomycetes, Sordariales, Sordariaceae. The transcript has 3 exons.
GGCAAAUCCGGCAUUGCCGCAAUUGCCAUCCCGGAACCACUCUCUCGGCAACCCGUUUCGCCCGUUGUAUCAGCGCAUCAUCAACUCCCGGCUGCGUUUCGUCGUUACGCCUCCCUGUAAUACCACAAUCACCGUCUCACCCAGACACCUUUUCAUUCUCCCCCCCCUCUAUCCUUCCAUUUCACUCUCAUUUCCAGCUCUCGCCCCGGCCGCUCCAUCAGUCGUCGUCAAGAUGAACGCCGCCCUCCGCCCAACCCGUCGCCUGCUAGCAGCGGCCCUCAACCCCUCCAAAGACCACGGCAUGACACCCGGCCCCAUGGCCCUCCUGCCGCCUGUCUAUUUGUACAGGCGACUGCUCCGCGCGCACAGGAAGUACCUCCCGCAGGAGAUGAGGUUGUUGGGGGAUGAGUAUAUCAAGGCGGAGUUUAGGGCGCAUCAGAGCGUGGAUAACCCGGCGCAUUUGAUCGGCUUCCUAACAGAGUGGCAACUCUACGCUCAAAAGAUCGAAGGAAACUCGUGGGUAGGCGAGAAGUUGGAUAAGGGCAAGGUUGAGAAGAUGAGCGACGAGCAAAUCGGCCAACUAUACGAACUCAUGCAAGCCAUCCAAAAGCGCGGAACAGAAGGGGAUCUUGAGGACGGUGACGGUGGAGAGUCUGGGCAGAAGUCACAAUGAUCAUUCUGUUGCUUUUUGCUAGGUUUUGUUUCGAUAAGUGUAUUUGUUUGUGUCAACAAUUGUACAAUCAUUAUUCUCUCA